Messenger RNA from Dioszegia hungarica, 1023 nucleotides. RefSeq names its product glutathione S-transferase. The transcript has 6 exons. Gene Ontology annotation, molecular function: glutathione transferase activity. Gene Ontology annotation, cellular component: cytoplasm. Lineage: Eukaryota; Fungi; Basidiomycota; Tremellomycetes; Tremellales; Bulleribasidiaceae. The record is from RefSeq and is a predicted model, not a curated record. The coding region runs from base 1 to 1023 and encodes 340 amino acids.
AUGUCCUCAGCCGACAAGUCCUCGGGCGACAAGAAGAUUACAGGAUGGGCAUCGGAGGAUGGCUCGUUCAAGCGCCAGUCUAGUAGCUUCCGCGACGUCAUUGAGAAGGGAGGCAAAUUCGAGCCGGAGAAGGGCCGGUACCACCUGUACGUCUGCCUGGCUUGCCCCUGGGCGCACCGAGCUUUGAUUGUGCGAGAGCUCAAGGGUCUUCAGGACUACAUCGACGUCUCCACAGUCCACCCCCACAUGCUCGAAGGCGGCUGGCACUUUGUCUCCCCCUCGAACGCCUCCAAGGAGCCCGCACCUGUCAGCGAGCACAGCACCGACACCUUCCCCGGUGCGACCGCCGACAAGCUGUACGGUUCCGCCUACAUGAGCGACCUCUACUACAAGGCCGACAAGGACUACAAUGCCCGCUUCACCGUGCCCGUCAUUUGGGACAAGAAGGGCGAGACUAUCGUCAGUAACGAGUCGAGCGAGGUCAUCCGGUUCCUCAACACCGGGUUCAACGACUCGCUCAGCGGCAAGGAGAAGGAGCUGGAUCUGUACCCCCAGGAACUGCGGGCGGAGAUUGACGAGCUCAAUGAGUGGGUGUACAAUGAUGUCAACAACGGCGUGUACAAGUCGGGGUUCGCGACCAAGCAGGACGCGUAUGAGACGGCGGUCAACAAGCUGGAGGCGGCGCUCAAGAAGCUCGAGGAGAGGUUGAGCGAUGGACGGGAGUUCUUGGUUGGCGGCAGGUUGACCGAGGCGGACAUUAGGCUCUACACUACUAUCGUGCGCUUUGACCCCGUCUACCACGGCCACUUCAAGUGCAACUUCGGUACCAUCCGCCACGACUUCCCCAAGCUCAACCUUUGGCUCCGCCGGCUGUACUGGAACAACCCAGCCUUCAAGAACACCACAGACUUUGCUCAUAUCAAGGAGCACUACUACUACUCGCACGCUCAGAUCAACCCUACUCGGAUCGUUCCCGUCGGUCCUCACCCAGACAUCGAACCGCUUGACAAGGACAGCAAGUAA